UAAAAACCGUUUUCUUCUUUUGCUCUGUUUCUUACCAUCGAUCCACCAAACUGGGGAAAGUAGUUUUGAUUCUCUUGUCUGGAAGUAAUGGUAGGUGCUUUGUUUGUUGUUGGCUCGUCGGUUAUGGAUUCACCAAACGGUCCAUGUUUAUGUCUAGAUGCUCACACGAGGAGCUCUCAAAACAAUAAGAGGAUCCUUGGCAGUACAGGAAGCUCCUUUACUGGUUCAGGUAUUGUUUUUAGGCUUUCUUCGAAGAAGCGAGUACCAAGGAUUCUGACUCGAAGGAGCAGAGGAAGGCUCUUGAUUGUCAGUGAGGACGUUGCUGGGAACUACGAUGAUACGUUCGGAGAUGUUAAAACGCAACUUGUUAACUAUUUCACAUACAAAGCUGUGAGGACGGUUCUUCAUCAGCUCUACGAAAUGAAUCCUCCUCAAUACACUUGGUUCGAUAAUUACGUGGUAUCAAACAGACCAACCGAUGGCAAACGUUUCCUCCGCAACCUUGGCAAGGAGAGUCAGGAGCUUGCAGAAAGAGUGAUGAUCACGCGUCUCCACUUGUAUGGCAAGUGGAUCAAGAAAUGCGACCAUGGUAAGAUAUACGAAGACAUAUCAGAUGAGAACUUAGCGUUGAUGCGUGAACGCCUUAUGGAGACCGUGAUAUGGCCUUCCGAUGACUCAAACUCAGAGGUUAUUAGCUGAAGAAGAAUGUCACACCACAACAUUUAGGACCUUAAGUUUUCUUUUUUAGUUGAUUUACUUGUAAUAUAGUCAUUAAGCAGUGUGUAUAUGUGUAAACGUUCUCAUUCAUCUCCUUUAGCUUAUAUGAAAAUAUUUAACUAACAGAUGCAAAAAAAAAG
Eruca vesicaria subsp. sativa (arugula) is the source of this 857-nucleotide messenger RNA. The record is from the annotation of a GenBank genome assembly. NCBI's taxonomy places the organism in Eukaryota, Viridiplantae, Streptophyta, Magnoliopsida, Brassicales, Brassicaceae.